UGGUGUUCCGGCGCCGUCGGGCCCGGGUGGCGACUCGAAGGUCCCCAGCCGCUCACAUUUUCUGACCGCCUUUCCCCUCUCCUCAGCCUGGGCAGUGCCGUCCCCACCGACCUCGCUCCCACGCUCGCCUGCCUCUCCCGCACACGGUGUUACCGCCCCGUCGAGCCCAGUCCUUCCCCUUCUUCGUUUCUGCACCCCCUUCUCAGCGUGCCCCCCGGUCCCUCUCUGAGGGCCUUUUGAGAAAUCUCUGGAGUAGUGGACCAGAAGCCGGGAGUUUUUAAAAGCCGAGCGCGAGAGACAGGAAGGCACGAUGGCCUCCUCGUCCGGCAACGACGAUGAUCUCACAAUCCCCAGAGCUGCUAUCAAUAAGAUGAUCAAAGAGACUCUCCCCAACGUCCGGGUGGCCAACGACGCCCGCGAGCUGGUGGUGAACUGCUGCACUGAAUUCAUUCACCUCAUUUCUUCCGAAGCCAAUGAGAUUUGCAACAAAUCGGAAAAGAAGACCAUUUCCCCAGAGCAUGUCAUACAAGCACUAGAAAGUUUGGGCUUUGGCUCUUAUAUCAGUGAAGUAAAAGAAGUCUUACAAGAAUGCAAGACAGUAGCAUUAAAAAGAAGAAAGGCCAGUUCUCGUUUGGAAAACCUUGGUUUUCCUGAAGAAGAGUUAUUGAGACAACAACAGGAAUUAUUUGCAAAAGCAAGACAGCAGCAAGCAGAAUUGGCCCAACAGGAAUGGCUUCAAAUGCAACAAGCUGCACAACAAGCCCAACUGGCUGCCGCCUCAGCUAGUGCUUCGAAUCAGGCAGGAUCUUCUCAGGAUGAAGAAGAUGAUGAUGAUAUCUGAAAUUCACCAGCUGAGUUUCUCUUUCCUCUAUAAAUGUUUUUCUCUACCCAACAAAACAGUGAAAGAAAUGCUUAUCUGUAAUUUUGUAUGCAUCUUGGUGGACUUGCCAUUGGUAUUCUAGGGAUGUCUGUUGUUAAGUUCCAGCUGUUGUGUGCUAUACAUGUAAAACUGUCCCUUUGAACUAUUGAAAAUUUAAGGUUCAGUAUGAUAUCAAUUUUGACUUUUUAAUGGUGUUUAUGAAAUUUUAGAUAGCAGUGAGUCCUUUAUUUGAUCAAUAAACAGUGUUACAGAAAACUUCAAGUUUAUAAAAUACAGUGAAAUUUAUACAGAAGUUCUGAAGCUACAUUUGCAUUUCCUCUGUUCUUUUAACUAAACUAAGAUUUGGAAUUUUAAAUUAUUGGGGGGGUAGUGAUAUAGUAGACAUUGGAUCAGGUUGGUGGGAAAAAAAUGAGUUCAAUUCUAAAAUAUCUGAGUUUUUGUCUUUUAAAAUGAGUAUAUACUAGGCAAUAAUUACAUAUGCUCAGAUAAAUACACUUGUUUAGGGAAACCUCAAAACAAGACAUUAAAAAACUAGGAAAGGAGUAUUCAAUAGUAGUUGUAUAAAUUUGACAGGUUAUUUUUUUUAUUUUGUUUUUGUUUUGUGUAGUUAUAAAAAUGAAAAUUUUAUUAUGGCAUAAUUCAUCUUGAGCUAUGCUAUUACAUUUCAGAGACUCCCUAAUUUUGGGAACUGUCAUGAUUCUUACUAUUUUUCUCCAAUUCAGUAAUUAAUUGUAUUAUAGUAUUACUUGCUUAGUCCAUUCAUGUUUAUAUUAUUCAAAUAUAUAGGUGGGACUUGUAAAACAAUUGCUUGGAUUCCGUUGGUUUAGCUGAGGUUCGUGAAUAUUCAGACCUUGGCUAGGGAAGAAAAGUGAAAGUUAAUGAGCAUGCUUGUUAUGAAAGAGGGAUUUUUUUUUAACUUGUAGAUAUAGUUCACUUAUGUUUGUUUUUAGCAUUACUUGUACAUUUUCUUGACUAGAUGGCCUAGAGAGUCCAACGCUACCUGUGGAAAUGACAUCGUUGUCUCCUUUGUCAUAAUUGAGUGAUAGCUUUAAAAAAAAAAAGAUUUUAUUUAAGAAACGUGUCAUAAUUAAUCAGUCCUAUAUGAAACAUAAAUAAUUCCAACCUGCUUAUUAAAAGAAGCUUUAAUUUGGUUCUAGUAAAUAAAGGAUAGUAGUGAUUAUUGCAGGAAUCCUGUGUGUUAAAGAAAUGACAUAUUGUUCGUAUUGUGAAAAUAGAAAAGCCAUGUCAGAUAACACAAAGUAAUUCCUUUGUCAAUUGCCAAAUCAUUUAGAUUUUAUAUUCAUUAAGCCCCAGAAUGACAGUUGUGGCUGCCAGGAUUUCAAUUUUUUGAUUGGCAAGCCUAAGUAAGUAAAAGUUUAAAAGUAUUAGAUUUCUUAAAGAUUAUAUUUUAUUUAGAAAAAGGGAAACAGUAAUUAAGUACACUUUCCCCCAUGUAAUGAAAAGGUUAAUUUUGUUGAAUGUUAGUUGAAGUUACUUCAUGGAUGUCA
Tupaia belangeri chinensis (Chinese tree shrew) is the source of this 2388-nucleotide messenger RNA. It is a transcript of the gene DR1, whose product is annotated as down-regulator of transcription 1. The record is from RefSeq and is a predicted model, not a curated record. Gene Ontology annotation, molecular function: RNA polymerase II general transcription initiation factor activity; protein heterodimerization activity; TBP-class protein binding. Bases 311 to 841 code for a protein of 176 amino acids. The transcript has 3 exons. NCBI's taxonomy places the organism in Eukaryota, Metazoa, Chordata, Mammalia, Scandentia, Tupaiidae. Gene Ontology annotation, cellular component: negative cofactor 2 complex. Gene Ontology annotation, biological process: RNA polymerase II preinitiation complex assembly; negative regulation of transcription by RNA polymerase II.